Molecule: messenger RNA, 1409 nt
Organism: Fragaria vesca subsp. vesca
Lineage: Eukaryota; Viridiplantae; Streptophyta; Magnoliopsida; Rosales; Rosaceae
Exons: 5
Coding region: 34-1116 (360 amino acids)
Source: RefSeq, a predicted model, not a curated record
UAAAAAUCUACGACACCGCAAAUGAUCGACUGAAUGAGUCUACAGAGCAUGCUACGAAGAGCCCUCACCUUCAAUCACCUCCCCAAGUCCGUACUGCCAAGUGGGCUGCGUGGAAGAAGGCCCUAUGCUAGUAAUGCUGCCGCUGCCGCCGAGGAACCAAACCCAGAUGGUAACAAGGUCCGUGGAAGGAGGCGUAGCAAGAAGGAGCUCCAUGCUGUUGUGGAAACGGUUGUCAAUGAGUACAAGGCAAUGAAUGCGGGGAAAUUCCCUGGGAUUAAGUAUACUAAGAAACAAGUGGGUGGCUGUUACUAUAGAAUUCGGGGGAUCCUCCAGGAGCUACAGUACGCAGCUAAGAUGUCGCCUUCUAGUGGUGGGGUUGAGCAUUCGUUGGGACGAGAGGGAACUAGAGGAAGUGAGUCUUUGACUGAUGUUGUUGGUGUCAGUGCUCAAACUGUUUCUGAGGUGGAAGAUGACGUGGAUCUUGGCGUUGUCAGUGAUGGGAGUUUCGAAGCUAAGGAAGAGUCCAUGACGUCCUCCUCAGUUGAGAUCUUGUCUGAAGAGGUUGUCACUCCUGGGAGAGGCUCUGAUCUGGAUGUCACACAAAGUAAUAUUGGGAAAGUGAAUGCUGCGGAAUCUUCAUAUAUAGACCCUGAUAUAGUUGGCAAUGAUAUGGAGGAACAUACAAACAAUCAAUCUGUCUCUAUGGCUCCAGGACAUGAGAUUUUACAAGGAGGAUUUGAGGUUAUUUCUCAUUCACGUGACAAAUCUCAUGAUAAACCAGAGGAAGCUCAGGCUGAUCUACAUGAUGAUGUCUCUAAAGUAAAGCAUCUACAAAUAGGGGACAAUAAUACAGCCUCUCUAAGUUCUGAGUAUAUGGAGGAUGUUACUAAACCGGAUCUUGAAGAGUGUAAAAAGAAGCAACAUGAAGAGAUCCCUAAGGCUGAUCUACUGGAUUCCAUUACUGCAGAAAAACAUGUACCACCAGAGGCAGAUAAAGUAUCCAAGGACCUCCCUGGUAGGCCAGCUGCUGAUGCCGAACCUCCGAAAACAACAACUCUAUGGGGUGCUGUGAAAUCUUUGGCGGAUGGAAUUAUCAGUAUUUUCAGAAAUCAGUAACUCUUUGUCACAUAAGGUUGGUAUCGUGAGGAGGUGAUUUUAUGUUAUCUGGUUAAUUAUUUAGUUUUCACAGAAUUGCUGUUGAAAGUAAAGCAAUGUUGAUCUUUGAAGUAGGUUAUGGAACAACUAGGAUGUUUUUACUAUGUAACUUGCAAAUGGUACUAGAAUUUUAAUGUGCAGCCUUAAUCUGUAGUUACAGUAGCUAGUCACAUGUAAAACAAACACUAACACAAUCCAAGAAGCUCCACAUUUUUGGAAUGUUCUCUUUUGUCUUUGGUUAAACAUUUGGGUAU